Messenger RNA from Castor canadensis (American beaver), 942 nucleotides. RefSeq names its product olfactory receptor 8K3-like. The record is from RefSeq and is a predicted model, not a curated record. Gene Ontology annotation, molecular function: olfactory receptor activity; G protein-coupled receptor activity. Gene Ontology annotation, biological process: G protein-coupled receptor signaling pathway. Gene Ontology annotation, cellular component: membrane. NCBI's taxonomy places the organism in Eukaryota, Metazoa, Chordata, Mammalia, Rodentia, Castoridae.
AUGGAGAAACGGAACCAUACAGUGCUAAGCGAAUUCAUUCUGAUGGGCAUCACAGACCACCCUGAUCUACAGGCUCCCUUCUUUGGUCUGUUCUUUAUCAUCUAUGUAACCUCAGUGAUGGGAAAUUUGGGCAUGAUCACUCUCACCAAGAUGGACAGCAGGCUACAGACCCCAAUGUACUUUUUUCUCAGACACCUGGCUUUCAUUGAUCUUGGUUAUUCAACAGCUGUGGGACCUAAAAUGUUAGUAAAUUUUGUAGUGAAUCAAAAUUCAAUCCCUUACAACUGGUGUGCCACACAGCUAGCUUUCUUCAUCUUCUUCAUCAUUAGUGAACUUUUUGUUCUGUCAGCAAUGGCCUGUGACCGAUAUGUGGCUAUCUGCAACCCUCUGCUCUACACACUUGUCAUGUCACAAAAAGUGUGCUGGGUACUCGUGGCAAUACCCUAUGUCUACAGUGCCUCUCUCUCUCUGAUAACCACCAUAAAAAUUUUUAUUUCAUCCUUCUGUGGCUACAAUGUCAUUAGUCAUUUCUACUGUGACAGUCUCCCCUUGUUGACUUUGAUUUGCUCAAGUACACAUGAAGUUGAAUUGAUAGUCUUGAUCUUUUCAGCAUUCAAUUUGGUUUCAUCUCUUCUAAUCAUCCUUGUGUCCUAUAUUCUGAUCCUUGUGGCCAUCCUCAGGAUGAACUCUGCAGAGGGCAGGCAUAAGGCUUUCUCUACUUGUGGGUCUCACCUGACAGUGGUGGUUUUAUUAUAUGGGACUCUAUUCUUCAUGUAUGUGCAACCCAAGUCCAGUCACUCCUUUGACACUGAUAAAAUGGCCUCUGUGUUUUACACCCUGGUCAUCCCCAUGUUGAAUCCCAUGAUAUACAGCUUGAGGAACAAAGAUGUAAAAUGUGCUCUACACCGGAUGUGGAAAAAUCUCUGCAAAUUUUCUACUUAA